AUGGCUACUCCUCAAGCUGGUGACCCGGACGCGAACUUUGCCCCUUCUGCUUCGCCGUCAGCGGUACCUGCCUCUUCAGUCAGCCCGGCAUUAAGCAUCUCGGCUUCCACGCAAGUGGGCAAUUUCUUCCACAUGCGACAUAUUACAUCAGAAACCACCAAGUACCAGCACCUGGUUGAAAGUCUUCCCCCGUCCGCAGCCGCUGAGGUUCUCCUUCUCCUCGAGCACCGUUUGCAGCAAGUGCUUUCAUCUGAACAGCUCGGUGAUCGUCGCCCCACUCAAUUUCUCCGCCAUCUGCAGUUCCUUCUUGGCGACAAGGCAUCAUCUAUUGACCCUGCUAUCCUCAAGGAACUUUUCCUCCAGAGACUCCCUCCCCAUGUACGCGUGUCACUAGCAGCAUCGGGCGCCCUGCCCCUCUCAGAGCUAGCAGAACUGGCCGACCGCGUCCUGGACAUUGUCCCUCCCACCGUCGCCGCGAUGCCCUGCAAUGCGCAAUCUGAUGAUUCCGAGCUCAGCCAGCUGCGCCAGGAAGUUGCGCGCCUCACCGAACUUGUCUCACACCUGUCGGACCAGCGCUUCCCGAACCGCGGGGCAAGCCCCUCACGGCGCACACCGUCGCCGGCGCGUCGCUUGCAGUCCCCCAAGCGCUCCCGGCGCACUUCACCACCGGCCUCCACCCACUGUUGGUACCAUCACACAUUCCGCAACCGCGCUCGUCGCUGCCAGCAGCCCUGUACUUGGCCGUCGGGAAACGGCCUGGGCGAUCAUUAA
Messenger RNA from Ornithodoros turicata, 771 nucleotides. RefSeq lists its product as uncharacterized. Lineage: Eukaryota; Metazoa; Arthropoda; Arachnida; Ixodida; Argasidae. The record is from RefSeq and is a predicted model, not a curated record. Bases 1 to 771 code for a protein of 256 amino acids. The transcript is spliced from 3 exons.